This is a messenger RNA of Habropoda laboriosa, 1329 nucleotides long. RefSeq names its product glycine-rich cell wall structural protein. The coding region runs from base 1 to 1329 and encodes 442 amino acids. NCBI's taxonomy places the organism in Eukaryota, Metazoa, Arthropoda, Insecta, Hymenoptera, Apidae. The record is from RefSeq and is a predicted model, not a curated record. The transcript has 6 exons.
AUGCAGACGAGAAUCAGUGUGAGGUGCUUGAUCUUCGCGGCGACAUUGACCGUCGCGCUAGCCACGUUCGGUAAAGAGCACGUGCAUAUAAGAAUCCAUGUACCGGAGAUAAUCCAGCAUGACGAGAAGAAGGUUAUAAAAUACGAGGAUCACGGUGGCCACGAUCACGGUGGAGGAGGCGGAGGUCACGGAGGUGGUGGUGACGAAACCAUAAUAGUCACGUCGCCGGGGGGACACGGAGGAGGUGGAUUUGGAGGUGGAGGACACGGAGGAGGUGGAUUUGGGGGUGGUGGACACGGAGGAGGUGGAUUUGGAGGUGGAGGACACGGAGGAGGUGGAUUUGGGGGAGGAUUUGGAAGCGGAGGUCACGGAGGAGGUCACGGAGGAGGUGACGAGACUAUAAUACUCACAUCCCCUGGAGGUGGUGGUCACGGGGGCGGAGGACACGGAGGCGGAUUUGGCGGAGGUCACGGAGGAGGCGGAUUCGGAGGCGGAGGACAUGGAGGAGGUGGAUUUGGCGGCGGAGGUCACGGAGGAGGUCACGGAGGAGGUGACGAGACUAUAAUACUCACAUCGCCUGGAGGUGGUGGUCACGGGGGCGGAGGACACGGAGGCGGAUCUGGCGGAGGUCACGGAGGAGGCGGAUACGGAGGUGGAGGACACGGAGGAGGUGGAUUUGGCGGCGGAGGACACGGAGGAGGCCACGGAGGAGGUGGAUUCGGCGGCGGAGGUCACGGAGGAGGUCACGGAGGCGGUGGCGACGAGACGAUAAUAGUCACAUCGUCUGGAGGAGGCCACGGAGGUGGUGGACACGGAGGAGGCGGAUUCGGCGGUGGUUUCGGAGGCGGAGGUCACGGAGGUGGCUUCGGAGGUGGUCACGGAGGUGGCUUCGGCGGUGGUGGUCAUGAUAUAGGCGGUGGUCAUGGCGGUGGAGGAGGUUUCGGAGGUGGUGGCUUCGAGGAACACCACGGCGGGGGAGGUGGCUUCGGAGGUGGGGGUAGCUUCGAAGAACACCACGGUGGCGGAGGAUUUGGAGGUGGAAGUGGUUACGGAGGAGGUGGCGGAGGAUUGAUCGAGCACCACGGUGGUGGAGGAUUCGGCGGAGGUGGUGGUUUCGAGGAACACCACGGUGGCGGUGGUUUUGGAGGAGGUGGAGGAUUUGGAGGUGGCCACGGUGGAGGUUAUGGAGGUGGGGGUGGUUUCGGCGGUGGAAUCGAACAUCACGCUAUUAGUAACAGCAUAUCCAGUGGUUUUGGUAGCAGUGGUCACAGCGGCGGCGGUGGCGGCGGUCACGGUGGCGGUUUCUCGGGCUACCAUAAGAAAAAAUAA